AAAUCUCUUGACUAGCCGUCACACACACACACACAUACAUACACAGUGAAUUGCAGUGCAGUGAGCAAAAAAAAAAAAUAGUCGUAUUUAAAAUAAAAAUUCAUUAAUUUUCGAGAACAACAAACAAGUUUCCUCAAAAGGACGAAAACGAGAACGUGUAUAAAAUAACAACAACAACAACAAAAAUACUAAAAACAAAGAGAAAGCGGACGACAUUUUUAAAUUGCCAUUAAAAUCCACAUCUCUACAGAAGGUGUGAUAAGUUUUUUAUUAAAAAUCAACACAAGAUCAAUAUGGGUUCAUUGCCGCAAUUGUCGAUUGUGAAGGGACAGCAACAGGAUUUUGUGCCGCGCGCCCUGCAUCGCAUCUACGAGGAGCAACAACUACGUCAUGCGGAUAAGGUGGCUCUCAUCUAUAACGAUCAGACAUCCCAGCUGCGUCAGAGCAGCUAUCGGCAAAUGAAUGAGCGAGCCAAUCGUGCGGCGCGAUUGCUUGUCGCUGAGACCCAUGGACGAUUCCUGCAGCCCAACCAUGAUGGUGACUUCAUUGUGGCGGUGUGCAUGCAGCCUUCGGAUGGUUUGGUCACCACUCUGCUGGCCAUUUGGAAGGCGGGCGGCGCCUAUUUGCCCAUUGAUCCCAGCUUCCCAGCGAACCGUAUUCACCACAUCCUGAUGGAGUCCAGACCCACUCUGGUGCUGCGCGACGACGACAUUGACGCCGGACGCUUUCAAGGCACACCCACGCUCUCGCUUACGGAGCUUUAUGCCAAGUCCCUGCAGCUGAGCAACGCCAAUCUGUUGUCGGAGGAAAUGCUGCGUGGCGGCAACGAUCACAUCGCCAUUGUUCUGUACACCUCUGGCUCCACUGGUGUGCCGAAGGGGGUGCGCCUUCCACAUGAAAACAUUCUGAACCGCCUCCAAUGGCAGUGGGCAACAUUUCCGUACACUGCCAGCGAAACAGUUGGUGUGUUCAAGACGGCUCUGACCUUUGUAGACUCCAUUGCCGAGCUCUGGGGUCCCCUUAUGUGCGGUCUGGCCAUUCUGGUGGUGCCUAAAGCGGUGACCAAGGAUCCAGAACGCUUGGUAGCGCUCCUGGAGAAGUAUAAGAUCAGACGUUUGGUGUUGGUGCCGACACUCCUGCGCUCCUUGCUAAUGUAUUUGAAAAUGGAAGGCGGCGGAGCAGCCCAGAAACUGCUCUACAAUCUCCAGAUCUGGGUAUGCUCCGGUGAGCCCCUAGCUGUGCCGCUGGCCAGCAGCUUCUUUGAUUACUUCGACGAGGGAGUGCAUCGCCUCUAUAAUUUCUAUGGCUCCACCGAGGUGAUGGGCGAUGUCACCUAUUUCACCUGCGAGAGCAAGAAGCAGCUGAGUCUCUACGAAAAUGUGCCUAUUGGCAUACCUGUCUCGAACACCGUUAUCUACUUGCUUGACACUGACUACAGACCCGUGAAGAAUGGAGAAAUUGGCGAGAUCUUUGCUUCAGGCCUCAACUUGGCCGCUGGCUAUGUGAAUGGACGAGAUCCCGAACGGUUUUUAGAAAAUCCACUGGCCGUCGAGAAAAAGUAUGCUCGUCUUUAUCGCACCGGCGACUAUGGCUCGCUCAAGAACGGCAACAUCAUGUAUGAAGGCCGCACAGACUCGCAAAUCAAGAUUCGCGGUCAUCGCGUCGAUCUGUCCGAGGUCGAGAAGAACGUAGCCGAGCUGCCGCUGGUUGAGAAAGCCAUUGUGCUCUGCUAUCAUGCCGGACACGUUGAUCAGGCGAUUCUGGCCUUCGUGAAGAUGCGUGACGAUGCACCCGUGGUCACGGAGCUCCAGCUGGAGGCACGUCUCAAAGACAAACUGGCCGACUAUAUGGCACCACAGGUGGUUAUUGUGGAGCAUGUACCGCUGCUGGUCAAUGGCAAGGUCGAUCGUCAGGCACUGCUCAAAAGCUACGAGACGGCCAACAAUAACGAGGGCGACUCAAGCAUUGUCUUGGACUUUGACUACUCCCAAGUGCCGGAAAAGCUAAAGCUGACGGCACGCGAUCUAUUCGAGACGGUGGGCGGCGUAAUUGGACGUUCGACUCGCGCCACACUCGCGCCGCAAAGCAACUUUUAUGAAUUGGGCGGCAACUCCCUCAACUCUAUAUUCACCGUAACGCUGUUGCGCGAGAAGGGCUACAACAUUGGCAUAUCCGAGUUCAUCGCGGCAAAGAAUCUCGGGGAGAUCAUCGAACGCAUGGCGACCAACCGUGAAGUUGUACAGCUGGAGGAGGAGUGGCUCAAUGCUUGUCCCCAUUUGAAAAUGGAGUCAGUACCAUUGCGUCUUGAGCACAGACAGGCAGUUAUUGACAUCAUUGUAGACAGCUUUUACAACAAGGCUGAUCUGGAGCAGUGGCUCAAGCCGGGCGUAUUGCGCAGCGACUACAGCGACAUUCUGAACGACAUCUGGAAAGAUUUAGUGGAGCGCGACCUUAGCUUUGUGGUCUAUGAUCGUAACACGGAUCGUAUUAUUGGCACGGCGCUUAAUUUCGACGCGCGUAACGAGCCUGAGGUGGAAAUCAAAUCGAAGCUGUUGAUUGUUUUCGAGUUUCUGGAGUUCUGCGAGGGACCCAUACGCGACAACUAUUUGCCCAAGGGUCUGAAUCAAAUACUGCACUCCUUUAUGAUGGGCACGGCCGAUGAACUGAAUCCGCGCGAAAACAUUGCCUGCAUGCACUUUAUGGAACACGAGGUGUUGAGGGUGGCGCGGGAAAAACAGUUUGCCGGCAUCUUCACCACCAACACCAGCCCCCUGACCCAGCAAUUGGGCAACGAUGUCUACCACUAUAAGACCCUGCUGGACUACCAGGUGAAUCAGUACGUCUAUUCGGAUGGCUCCCGGCCUUUUAGCGAUGCUCCCGAUGAACAGCGUGCGAUCGUACACUGGAAGGAGGUGGGCCACCAGUAAGGAGAGCCCGUCGGAGCGAAAAUUUUGAACGCUCAGCGUUUUCAGCGAAUUUAGGCCGUACCUGUAUUGUAUUUUUAAUAUGCAUGUAGGAUAUCUUGUAGUAUUUAGGCAUUAGUAUUACGCAUUACAUUCACAUUACCAUUAAUUGCAUUAUACUAAUUGUGCAACCAAAUGAAAAUCAAAAGAAUUCAUAACUUUAUGUUGACUAGUUGUAAGCAUGCAAUGCAAAUAAAAGAAAAC
Scaptodrosophila lebanonensis is the source of this 3167-nucleotide messenger RNA. RefSeq names its product mycosubtilin synthase subunit C (gene e). Lineage: Eukaryota; Metazoa; Arthropoda; Insecta; Diptera; Drosophilidae. The transcript has 7 exons. The record is from RefSeq and is a predicted model, not a curated record. The coding region runs from base 294 to 2927 and encodes 877 amino acids.